This is a messenger RNA of Talaromyces proteolyticus, 993 nucleotides long. RefSeq names its product regulator of chromosome condensation 1/beta-lactamase-inhibitor protein II. The record is from RefSeq and is a predicted model, not a curated record. Gene Ontology annotation, cellular component: cytoplasm. Gene Ontology annotation, molecular function: guanyl-nucleotide exchange factor activity. Lineage: Eukaryota; Fungi; Ascomycota; Eurotiomycetes; Eurotiales; Trichocomaceae. The transcript is spliced from 2 exons. The coding region runs from base 1 to 717 and encodes 238 amino acids.
AUGCCUCAGGCAGCAACACUUUGCCUGUCUGGGCUGAUCCCAGGCAGAACCGUUUUCACCUGGGGCUGUGAGGAGCAGGGCCAGCUGGGCAGGCGUAUCACCAAUCGCUUACACAAAGCCCCAUGGCUUACUCCUGGGCAAUGUGCUCUUUCUCAUGAUAUUAUUGAUAUUGGCGCCGGACUUUAUCAUUCAUUUGCAAUCCGAAAAAAUGGCAAAGUAUAUGCUUGGGGAUCAAAUAAUUUCGGGCAAACUGGAAUUUUCAAAGGAGCUGGGCAGAGUGAUGCUGGGGUCCUUUACCCCACUGAAGUUCAAACUCUGGGGAAACAAUGGAGUAUUACCACCGUAUUUGGUGGGAAAGACCACAGUUUGGCGUUGACCGACCAGGGCCAAUGUCUUACUUUGGGACGCAUUGAUAACAAAGCCCUCGGUAUUCUUAGCAAGAAAAUUCCAUCAUCUGACAUCAUAUAUGACACCUAUGGAAAACCACUAAUUCUUAAAGCUGCAACUCCCAUAGCCGGCAUUGAUGACGAAAUUGUUUUUGCGACUGCAGGGAUGGAUCACUCUAUUGCUAUUACCAAGGAUGGAAAAGCUUACAGCUGGGGGUUCAAUGCUCAACAUCAGACUGGUCUUAGUCUCGGGGACGAGAUUGAGGAGCCCACCCUCCUCCAAAAUAAGCAUGUCUCUGGGAAACAUCUGGCCAGUUUCAGCCGCUGCUAGUGGGCGAUUCAGCAUCAGCAUUGUGGCCGGUCUGUAUGAUCCCAACCAAACGGUAUACAUAAUAAAGCUGCUAGCCCCUUAGGAAUGAUAAAGUAACAUUUCCAAUGUAUAAUUAAAACUGCAUUCGCAAUCGCCUCCAACUCAUCCAUGUGGAAUAAGCAGGGUCCUCCAUCUCGAUCCAGUAAAUAACGCGAGGGCAAUGUUUUGACAUGGCAUAUCAAUUGAUGUAGGCUCACCAAGAGUUUUUAGGGAUAUCACCAAGAUAUUUCAUAUUCU